AUGUCCUACAAUGUUAGAGGUUUGGGCAGCAGGUUGAAAAGGAGAGUAAUCAGGGAACUGGUACUACAACAGCAGGUGGAAUUGAUAUGUAUCCAAGAGACUAAAUUGGAAACAGUGGAUGCAAGCUUAUGUUCUCAAAUCUGGGGGGAUACUGAAUUUGAAUGGAAAAUGGUCCCGUCUAUCAAUAGAGGUGGCGGCAUCCUUUGCAUAUGGAAACAAGGUAUAUUUAACUUACAGGAAUUUGUGAUUGGCAAUGGUUUUUUGGGCCUAGUUGGUGUAUGGGGUGAUAUGACAGUAAGUUCAGUGAUUGUGAAUGUUUAUUCCUCUUGCCAUAUUGAGGAAAAAAGAAGGAUGUGGGAAGAGUUGCUAGAUUGGAAAAGAAGGAGCAGCUCCACAAUCUGGUGUGUUGGGGGAGAUUUCAAUUCAGUAAGGGAGGAAGAUGAAAGAAGAGGGGUAGCAAUGGGGGUAAGUUCACAGAGAAGGGAAAUGUUUGAGUUCAAUAAUUUUAUUGAAAGCAUGGAGAUGUUGGACCUACCACUUGCAGGAAGGAAGUUCACAUGGUGUAGGCCUAAUGGUCGUGCACAAAGCCGUAUUGACAGGUUUCUUGUCUCCCCGGAUUGGAUUGCAUUAUGGCCUAAUUGCUCUGUACUGGGCCUCAAUAGAGACAUAUCAGACCACUGCCCAUUGUUAUUGAGGAGCAAAAUAACUGAUUGGGGGCCUAAACCUUUUCGUGUGAUGAAUUGUUGGUUCCAGGACACAAGGUUUGUGAGUUUUGUGAAGCAGGCUUGGGGUGAGAAUUAG
Lotus japonicus is the source of this 801-nucleotide messenger RNA. RefSeq lists its product as uncharacterized. Lineage: Eukaryota; Viridiplantae; Streptophyta; Magnoliopsida; Fabales; Fabaceae. The transcript has a single exon. The record is from RefSeq and is a predicted model, not a curated record. Bases 1 to 801 code for a protein of 266 amino acids. Gene Ontology annotation, molecular function: catalytic activity.